This is a messenger RNA of Closterium sp. Naga37s-1, 3876 nucleotides long. The record is from the annotation of a GenBank genome assembly. Lineage: Eukaryota; Viridiplantae; Streptophyta; Zygnematophyceae; Desmidiales; Closteriaceae.
AUGAUAGUGCCAAGGCAGACUCAGCCUCAGCCUCAGCCGCAUGCUGCUACUUCCACCACCACGGGAAGCGGGACUGCUAGCGUUGCUGGGUGCGGCGGCGGCGGCACGGCUCACAGAAACACCAGCAUGGGGAAUGCGGCUGUGCAGGUGCGUCAAGAGGGGUCCGCUCAGCAGCCUCGGAACUACCGCAGCAGCAUUGCUCCUGGUGGUGCUGCCACGCCGCGGCGUGGGUCCGCGCGGCAGCAGCAGCAGCGGCGCCUCUCAUCUGCCGCCACGCUCUCCGCGGCGACGAGCGCCCGCGCUGCCGGCGGUCGUACGCCCGCAUCGGCACGGGCCAGUUGCGCCCCCGUCACGCUCCCGGCGCAUCACCAGUUCCCGCAUUGGGCGGUGGUGCACGCGGAGGAGCUGAGGCGCGUGCCCCAGGACGUGAUGCCGGAGGACGGGCACUGCUGGCUGAAAUACGGCGAGAAACGACUCGUCAAGUCAUCCUGCCACAGGUCGUACUUCCGCUGUGCGCGCUCCACGUGCCUCCCUCCGCCUGCCAGCACUGACACCCGCCAGGCCGAUGCAGGAGCCGCAUGGUCACCCACUGCAUCAGCAGCAGGGGCACUCGCAACACCAGCAACAGCAGCAACACCAUCCGUGCUAGCAGCAACGCCUUCAAACUUUUCUGACCAUCCUGCUGCUGCUCCGGGUGCUGCUGUUGCUGCUGCUGCUGCUGCUGCUGCGGCGGCUGCUGCUGAUGCCGGUGCAGUUUCUGAUGCCAAUACCACUCCUCAUUCCAAGGCUGAUCCCAAUGACGCCCUUGCUGAUGCUUCUGAUGAUUCUGCUGAUGAUGCUGAUGCUGAUGCUGCUGGUGAUUCUGCUGAAGCCAGCACUGCCGCCCCCUCUCCCACCGUCGUCCGCUCAUGUCCCGCUUGCAAGCGCGUUGACUGGCAGCUACUACACCUCACUCCUGCCGUCCACCCCUCGCAGCUGCCGCCUGGUUUCGACGCGGCCGUGCAGAUCCGGGCGGCAGGCAAGCCGCCCGGAACCUUUGACUCCUCUCCAGGAUUUCACACCUUCCCCCGGCUUGAGCCCUCCCGUGAUUUUCAAACGACUCAGGCGGGUAUUUGUGCGACUCAUGCCGCUCAUGCCUCUCCCGCCACUCUCGCCUCUCCCGCCACUCACGCGUCUCACUCUCCCAUGCAGCUCAGGCCAAAUAGACAACCGCAGCAGCAUCAAGAGAAGCAGAAGCAGCAGCAGCAGCAGCAGCAGCAGCAGCAGCAGCAGCAGCAGCAGCAGCAGCAGCAGCAGCAGCAGCAGCAGCAGCAGCAGCAGCAGCAGCAGCAGCAGCAGCAGCAGCAGCAGCAGCAGCAGCAGCAGCAGCAGCAGCAGCAACAACAGCAACAACAGCAGCUGCAGCAGCUACAACAGCAGCUACAACAACAGCUACAACAGCAGCUACAACAGCAGCGGAUACAGCACCUCGAACAGAAGCUAGAGAAGCAUCUAGAGCAUCAGCUAGAGAAGCAGAUAGAGCAGCAACAACAGCAGCUACAACAGCAGCUAGAGCAGCAGCUCGAGCAGCAGCAACUGCAACAGGAGCAACAGCUGCAGCAACGGCAGCAAAGGUGGCAGCCCCAGCAGCAGCAAGAACAGUCGCCGUCGCAGCAGCAGCCACACUCCCUCAAUCUGCUCGCGUCGCUCACCCGCUUGGCCGUUUCCGAUGUUGCCACUGCUGGUGCUUGCAACGAUGCUCGUCCUUUUAACGCUUCCCCUCCUUUUGACGCUGACCCUCCUUUUAACGCUUCCCCUCCUUUUGACGCUGCCCCUCCUUUUGACGCUGCCCCUCCUUUUGACGCUGCCCCUCCUUUUGACGCUGCCCCUCCUUUUGACGCUGCCCCUCUUUUUUACGCUGCCCCUCCUUCUAACGCUGCCCCUCCCUUGAACAAUACCCCUCCUUUUCGUGCCAGUGCUGCUGCUUCCGGUGCUGCUGCUUCCGGUGCUGCUGCUUCCGGCACCCCGCUAGAAGUCCCUUUGGAAUCCCACUCUCUGCUGAUCUCGUUUGAUGACUCAGCGCCACGUCAGCUGCAGGGGCUGCUGGAAGAUCUUGUGCCACGUCAUCUGCUGAAUGGCUCGCAGGCGGGCAUCAGAGCAGCGCAGUACGAGGCACUGGCUACAGCAGCAGGAGCGGCGUUUCAAACACCAGCCACAUCAGUAGCACCAUGUUGGAUCCCUGCUACAACAGCAGCACCCGUUCAGACACCGGCAGCAGGACCCGCGUUUUGGAAACCAGCCACAUCAGCACCAGAUCAGGCACCAGCUACAGCAGCAGCAGCAGCAGCAGCUACAGCAGCAGCAGUAGCAACUACAGCAGCAGCAGCAUUGGCGUUUCAGUCCAUGGCAUGUCCUGCUGUGGAAGCAGAGCUUACAGCACAACAACAGACGUGGGCCCAGCUCCCAUCUCAAGGCCCCACUGUGCCACCAACUAUGGCUCAGAACCAACCACCCGCUGCAGUGUCGCCACCCACUACUGAGUCCCCGCCCGCUGCAGUGUCACCACCCACUACUGAGUCCCCGCCCGCUGCAGUGUUGCCACCCGCUACUGUGUCCCCGCCCGCUGCAGUGUUGCCACCCACUACUGAGUCCCCGCCCGCUGCAGUGUUGCCACCCACUACUGAGUCCCCGCCCGCUGCAGUGUUGCCACCCGCUCUUGUGCUGCCUACUUUGGCAACCCCGCUCUGUGAAUAUGAGUACUGGCAAUACCAAGGGGAGGGGCAGCAGCAGCAGCAGGGGCAGCAGCAGCAGGGGCACCAUCAGCAGCAGCAGCAGGGGCAUCUCACCACUCCUCUGACCAUUCAACUCACCACUCCCCUCACCACUCCCCUCAUCACUCCUCUCAGCAUUCCUGCAGCUGCCAUGGCCCCUGUUUCAUGCGGCCCUGCUCCCACCACUGCCCAUCACCCCCUCACCUCGCUCGCUCCCCCUCCCAUCAACAACCACAACCACCACAACCCCGGGCACGAGCAAUAUGCAAGCACUGCUGCUGCGCACCUGCACCGGUUACACCUCCCCCAGGUGCCGCCUGCACUGGCUUUUCACGCAGGGAGUGGUACGCAGUGUGAUGCAGAAGAUACGCAUGGUUACCAGCUUGUCAUGUCACGACAGCAGUUGGAUGUUAGUGACCCGGCCAUUGGAAGGGUUAGUAAUGGCGCCAUUGUUUCUGGUGGCGCCUCUGGUGGUUCUUCUGGUGAUGCCUCUGGUGGUGCUGGUGCUCCUACCACUGUUGACGGUGUGGGCGGAUAUUCUGUAUGCGCCUUGGGCACCGGUCCAACUCCUACCAUUCAUACUGCCGGUGGGCAAACGCUUGGGGUGCGAUGCACACGUACUCUCAGCAUCGGGCUUGACUGCUUGGGUGGCGUUGCCGAUGUGGGCAGCAUGGGUGGCAUGGGUGGGAUGAGCGGCAUGGGUGGCAUGGGUGGCAUGGAUGGCAUGGGUGGCAUGGGUGGCAUGGGUGGCAUGAGCAGCAUGGGUGGCAUGAGCAGCAUGGGUGGCAUGAGCAGCAUGGGUGGCAUGGGUGGCAUGGAGGGUAUGGAGGGCAUUGGCGACGUGGGCGGGAUGGAAGGCACAGGGGGCAUGGGGGAGGAUGAGUUGCUGAUGGAGGCCGCAGCAUGGCUGACAGAGCAUGGAGGCUUGGAGGCACUGGAUUGUCCAUCCCGGGCUCUCCCUCCCACCACUCUUCCUCCUCUUCCUCUUGGUCUGGAUAACGGCCCGGGAUCCCCUGAUGAUCAUUCAGCCUUUCCGCUCGCUGCUCCUGCGGCACUCCCUUUCUCCUCAUCUCCCAUACCUCAUUCUCCAAAUGUUCGAGCAGGAUCUCCGCCUCCUCUUCCUUGA